Messenger RNA from Neohortaea acidophila, 1788 nucleotides. RefSeq names its product MgPP2C2, protein phosphatase 2C protein 2. The transcript has a single exon. The record is from RefSeq and is a predicted model, not a curated record. NCBI's taxonomy places the organism in Eukaryota, Fungi, Ascomycota, Dothideomycetes, Mycosphaerellales, Teratosphaeriaceae. Gene Ontology annotation, molecular function: protein serine/threonine phosphatase activity; cation binding. The coding region runs from base 1 to 1788 and encodes 595 amino acids. Gene Ontology annotation, biological process: protein dephosphorylation.
AUGGCUGCCAAACACAUCGGCCCAGCAUUCAGCAUCCCCCGCGCCCUCUCCACCAUCUUCCCCGACUCCCUCGCGUCCAACGCCCUUCGAAGCCCAGCUAUUUCCCUCCUCCAACGCCGCCAGUUCCACGAAUACUUCGUCACCCACCUGCCCUCGUCCUCCCUCGCACCAGACCGCAACCGCGGCACCGUCAACCACAAGCUCCCCCGCAGCGAAUCCCAACCCCACUCCCCCUCCGACUCCUCCUCCCGCUCGGCGGCCAGCAUCCCCCAGCAUCCCAGCAGAGACACGACCAUUGUCCGCAUCCCCAUCAAAAGCGCCAAACACCACUUCGGCGCGGGCGUCAGUCGCGGCAGCCGGCCGUAUAACGAAGACAGGUACCAAGCCGGCACCAUCGAGCUGCCUGCCUUUGCCAAGCGUCAGCCUAUUUCCAUUUCUAAGAGACCGGGGGGCCAGCAGCGCGACAAGGUCAGCCAGGAUGAAGCUGAUCAGCAGCAAGGGGCUACGAGCGACAUUGGCGAUCCGCAGGUGUUUUACUUUUCCGUCUUUGAUGGGCAUGGAGGGAGUGAGUGCUCCGAGUUCCUGAGGGAUCGCUUGCAUGGUUAUAUCGAGGAGGCUGCUUUGUUGUUUGGCAUGCGGAGUACGUUGCAGAAGGGAGAGGAUGGGAAAGGCAAGACACUGGCAGACGAGUCAGAGAAUGGUGCUGCGGCCGAGCAGGAUGCGGAGGAGCUGCAGCGGAGCGUGGUCAACAGCUGGAAGGAGACGGUCGGCGGGUAUUUUAAGCGAUUCCGCCCCGAGUACUUCCCUGCGCUCACUCCGUCCAAGUCGGGCGACGAGGGUUUGCAAGACAACAAGGCCGAAGACAAGCUUGCCAGCAACUCCAUCGAGACCGUCCUCACCUACGCCUUCCUGAAAGCCGACCUGGACUUUACCACCGCCCAAGCGCAGAAACACACCGCCACAGAGUCCAGCUCUCGUUCGACCGGCACGCAGCACUCCCUCGACGACCCCGUGCUCGCCGACAGACCCAUCAACGACAACGACCUCCUCUACCACCCCGACCGCCCGGCCUCGCAAAACCUCCACAAAACCGCGCAACGCACCCUCUCCCACUCCCCCGACCUCACCGCGCCCAUAGGCGGCUCCACGCGCUUCAAAGGCGGCUCCACCGCCUCCAUCGCCCUCAUCUCCACCCCAACCCCCACCCCCUUCUGGCACCCCGCCUCCCCCUCAACCCUCAUGACGGCCCACGUAGGCGACACGCGCAUCCUCCUCUGCCGCACGAGCGACGGCAAAGCCGUGCCCCUCACCACCAACCACCACCCCUCCGCCCCGAUCGAAAGCACGCGCCUCCGCCGCUACUCGGGCGCCUUCGUCACCGACUCCUUUGGCGAAGAGCGCGUGCUCGGGUUAGCAAACACGCGCGCUUUCGGCGACAUCAGCUCCAAACGCAUCGGCGUCAGCGCCGAGCCGCAACUCACGCGCGUCGAGCUGCCCGCCGCAGGCUACAGCUUCCUCGUGCUCGUGUCGGACGGCGUAAGCGGCCACCUCGAAGACCAGGAGAUCGUCGACGUAGUGAAAGAAGCCAAGACGCCCAAGCAAGCGGCCGACGAACUCGUCAAGUUUGCCGUCGAGGUGAGCGAGAGCGGCGACAACGCGACGGCGCUCGUCGUGCGGCUGGGCGGGUGGGAGAGGCGGAGUGAGGGCGGGGUGGGCAGUAUGGGCACCAAGGAGCAGCGCGACUACCGGCGCGAGGAGGCGAUGGACCCCAGGGGCCGGAGGAUGUAG